Molecule: messenger RNA, 732 nt
Organism: Magnolia sinica
Lineage: Eukaryota; Viridiplantae; Streptophyta; Magnoliopsida; Magnoliales; Magnoliaceae
Product: putative phytosulfokines 6
Exons: 3
Coding region: 235-516 (93 amino acids)
Biological process (GO): cell population proliferation
Cellular component (GO): extracellular region
Molecular function (GO): growth factor activity
Source: RefSeq, a predicted model, not a curated record
UUGCUUUUGAUUUUCUCAUAUUACCUCCACUACUUUUCUGCCAAUCAGUUUAUAUCAUUUUCUUUCUCAAAUUCUUUCAAAAAUUCUACUGCAGAGUGGGUAUAGUGUGGGCCCCACACGCAAACUAGUUGGACGUACAACCAGUUGUGUAUCAACAUUUCUCUUUAUAUCUAUACAUCCACCAUUGUUUUCUCAUCUCUCUCUCUCUCUCUCUCUCUCUCUCUCUCAAAAACCAUGAAGCAUUCUCGCCAGCUUCUCCUCUCCCUCCUCCUCCUUUUCCUUCUGCCAUGCUACACAACAAGAGCUACCCGUCUCCCAACUCCAAAACAAGGGAAGGAGGAGGUGAUGGUUAAUCUAUUUUCUGAAGUGGGCCAUUCAAAAGAAAUAGAGGAAGAAGAUUCAUGGACUCUGAUGGCGAUGGAAGAUUGUGGCAAUGGAGAUGAAGAAUGCUUGAAGAGAAGGAUGACAUCCGAAGCUCACUUGGACUAUAUCUAUACACAGCAUCAUAAGCCAUAGAGAAAAAAAUGGACCAUUUCCCCUUUUCCUCGUAAUCAGGAUAAUAUCUUCUCUAGCACUAUGCGUGGACCCCCCAAAAUUCCGUUUUUAAUGCUUCUUGAUUAUCAUAUCAAACCCAGAUCCCUAGAGUCGAAGUUAUCAUGUGGAAGCUAUACUUUCUACCUGGACUUCUACUUUUGUAUGGAUGAUUACAUCUACACAGUUGUUGUUUCUUAA